Cornus florida is the source of this 3155-nucleotide messenger RNA. Its product is annotated as nitrate reductase [NADH]-like. Bases 341 to 3061 code for a protein of 906 amino acids. Gene Ontology annotation, molecular function: molybdenum ion binding; molybdopterin cofactor binding; heme binding. The record is from RefSeq and is a predicted model, not a curated record. The transcript has 4 exons. Gene Ontology annotation, biological process: nitric oxide biosynthetic process; nitrate assimilation. NCBI's taxonomy places the organism in Eukaryota, Viridiplantae, Streptophyta, Magnoliopsida, Cornales, Cornaceae.
UCUGCAGCCCAAUACCAGAAGCUCGCGACCAAAGCCACGGCUCUCCUCCAUGCUGGCCCGAAACCAUAAGCUGCUCCCCUGAUCUAUUCUCUCCACUAAAUCAAGUACAACAUUCACUUUCUCUCUCUACGAAUCUUUCUAGCCCACCCACCUCUAUAUAAGUCCCCAACAGAGUUCCUAAUCAUUUUCAAUCAAAAGUAUAGAAAGAGAAACAAAUCCUAAUUAUCGAAAAAAAAAGAAAAAGAAACAAAUCCUAGAGAGAGAAACAGGAAAGAAAGGUCCUCUCUCCCUUCUUUCAUUCACUCACUCCCAUCCACAAACCACUAGUCCAUAUUCUAUAAUGGCUGCGUAUGUCCAGAACCGGCAGUUCGACAGGCUCGAACCUGGUAUAACCGGCGUCGCCCGCGCCUACAAAGCCGGUUCGAACCACCGAUCUGAUUCUCCGGGUCGGGGCUGCAACUUCCCUCCAACUGCGGAACUGACCCGCCCUAGAAAACAAGUUGUGUUCGAUGACUCUUCCAGCGAAGAUGAGAGCGGAAAUGAUUAUAGCAACACCAUCAGAAAAGGUAACAGUGAAUUGGAGCCGUCUGUUUUGGACCCGAGAGACGAGGGAACGGCGGAUAACUGGAUAGACCGGAACCCGUCCAUGAUCCGUCUCACCGGGAAGCACCCGUUCAACUCGGAGCCACCGUUGGCCCGGCUCAUGCACCACGGGUUCAUCACCCCGGUCCCGCUCCACUAUGUCCGGAACCACGGUUACGUUCCGAAGGGCACCUGGGAGGACUGGACCGUGGAGGUGACCGGGCUGGUCAAGCGACCCGCCCGGUUCACCAUGGACCAACUCGUGAACGAGUUUCCAACCCGGGAGUUCCCGGUCACACUCGUUUGCGCCGGAAACCGCCGCAAGGAGCAGAACAUGGUGAAGCAGAGCAUAGGCUUCAAUUGGGGUGCUGCCGCGGUGUCCACAUCGGUUUGGCGCGGUGUACCGCUACGGUACAUUCUCAAGAAGUGCGGAAUUUAUAGCCGCCGGAAUGGUGCCCUGAACGUCUGUUUCGAAGGCGCCGAAGAUCUCCCGGGCGGUGGAGGAUCUAAGUACGGCACCAGCCUUAAAAAGGAGGUGGCGAUGGAUCCGUCGCGAGACAUUAUAUUAGCUUACAUGCAGAACGGAGAGCUUCUAUCACCGGAUCACGGUUUCCCGAUCAGAAUGAUCAUACCGGGAUUCAUUGGCGGUCGGAUGGUGAAGUGGCUCAAGCGUAUCAUUGUAACAACCCAAGAAUCUGACAGUUACUAUCAUUUUAGAGACAAUAGAGUCCUUCCAUCCCAUGUAGAUGACGAGUUAGCUAAUGCUGAAGGUUGGUGGUAUAAGCCAGAGUACAUAAUCAAUGAGCUUAAUAUUAACUCUGUGAUUACAACACCUUCUCACGAAGAGAUAUUGCCGAUCAAUUCAUGGACAACUCAGAUGCCGUACACUUUGAGGGGCUACGCUUAUUCAGGUGGUGGAAAGAAAGUGACACGUGCGGAGGUGACAAUGGAUGGUGGGAACACAUGGCACGUGUGCACGGUGGACCACCCAGAGACACCCAACAGAUAUGGCAAGUACUGGUGCUGGUGCUUCUGGUCUGUAGAGGUUGAGGUGCUGGACCUCAUCGGUGCCAAAGAGAUUGCUGUCCGAGCCUGGGACGAGUCCCUCAACACACAACCCGAGACCCUAAUUUGGAAUCUCAUGGGUAUGAUGAACAAUUGCUGGUUCAGAGUGAAGAUAAACGUGUGCAGACGACACAAGGGCGAGAUCGGAAUCGUGUUCGAGCACCCGACCCAGCCCGGAAACGAGUCCGGCGGGUGGAUGGCUCGGGAGGGACAACUCAAGAUAUCAUCAGAAAUGAACCAAACGUUAAAGAAGAGUGUCUCCACACCUUUCAUGAUCACUUCUACAAAGAAAUACUCAAUGUCCGACGUCAAGAAACACAACUCAGCUGAUUCGGCAUGGAUCAUCGUCCACGGCCACAUCUACGACUGCACUGGCUUCCUCAAAGACCACCCGGGAGGCGCGGACAGCAUCCUCAUCAAUGCCGGUACUGAUUGCACGGAAGAGUUCGACGCCAUUCACUCCGUCAAAGCCAAGAAGCUCCUCGAGGAGUUCCGGAUUGGCGAGUUGAUAACCUCCGACUCAACCAACUCCUCGCCCAAUAACUCCGUCCACAGCGCCUCCAGCGUGACCAGUACUACUCCCCACCUCGCUCCCAUCAAAGAAGUGGCUCCCGCGCGAAGCAUAGCACUGGUGCCACGUGAAAAAAUUCCAUGCAAGCUCAUUUUGAAGAGGUCGAUAUCUCACGACGUCCGAUUGUUUAGAUUCGGAUUGCCCUCCGAAGAACAGACACUAGGGUUGCCAGUGGGGAAACAUAUAUUUUUGUGUGCUCAAAUCAAUGACAAGCUCUGCUUGCGAGCUUACACACCAACCAGCACAAUUGAUGAGAUGGGCUACUUUGAUCUGGUGGUGAAGAUAUACUAUAGUGGUGUGAACUCUGACUUCCCAAAUGGUGGACUAAUGUCACAGUUCUUGGACUCGCUACCACUCGGGUCCGUGCUCGACGUGAAGGGUCCGCUAGGCCACAUCGACUACACCGGCAGAGGCAACUUCACCGUGCAUGGCAAACACAAGUUCGCUAAAAGGUUGACAAUGGUGGCCGGAGGGACCGGAAUAACGCCCAUUUAUCAGGUCAUUCAGGCCGUUUUGAACGACCCUGAUGAUCAUACGCAGAUGUUUUUGGUGUAUGCUAAUCGAACCGAAGACGAUAUCUUGCUCAGAGAUGAGCUUGAUGGAUGGGCACAAAAACACAGUGAGAAAUUGAAGGUGUGGUAUGUGGUCGGAAAGACUAUACGGGAAGGAUGGGGUUACGGUGUUGGGAGGAUCAGUGAGAGUGUUUUAAGAGAACAUGUCCCCGGAGCUUCGGAGGAUACUCUGGCUUUGGCUUGUGGACCGCCGCAAAUGAUUCAGUUUGCUGUAAAACCGAAUUUGGAACAAUUGGGAUAUGAUGUGAAGAAUUCGUUGUUAGUGUUUUGAAUAAUAUUACUACAGAGUUUCUCUUAUGCUAUAGAUGUAUAUGUUGUAUAAAAUUUUUAUUUUUUAUUAUUAUUAUUAUUUUUAUUUUCUUCCA